Molecule: messenger RNA, 408 nt
Organism: Coprinopsis cinerea okayama7#130
Lineage: Eukaryota; Fungi; Basidiomycota; Agaricomycetes; Agaricales; Psathyrellaceae
Exons: 2
Coding region: 1-408 (135 amino acids)
Source: RefSeq, a predicted model, not a curated record
AUGCCGAAAGACGUCGACAUCAACCGACCGAAACACUCCGUUGGCAAGAGCCGUCGAAAGCCGCCUAAGCAACGGGACAAAGAGGCGGAUUCCUCUGAUGACGACGGCCCCUGGGGAUGGAAGGACGUUAGGAAGGCUCAAACCAAAGGCCACAAGGAUGCGUCCAACGCCGCCGACUAUGUCCGCGAUAUCAGUGCUUCUGUGAAGUCACUCCUCUCCGACCUCCAGCAGCACAUUCACAGCUGCAAUUGCGACUGUGAAUGUUCUUCGGACCUCCUUAGAAUCCUCCAGACUCACCAGAAGUCACUCGAGGGGAAUGUUGAAAAGGCACAGGCGUCUUUGGUUGAAGUCCUCACAGAGUUUGAGAUGGCGACCUUCCUGUUGAACAUAGUGAAGUCUAACCGAUGA